Paramecium sonneborni is the source of this 521-nucleotide messenger RNA. NCBI's taxonomy places the organism in Eukaryota, Ciliophora, Oligohymenophorea, Peniculida, Parameciidae. The record is from the annotation of a GenBank genome assembly.
AUGAGAAUACUAAAAGAAAUUAGAAAUUAAAUUAAUUAUAGAAUCUUGAAUUAAUAUUCAGUUGUCAAUAAAAAUAAAUAAUUAUUGAAUUUAGUCAAGUCUUAUAAGAAAUCUUUAUAACUUAAUUCAGACUUAGAUUUUGCUGGAUUAGCUAUUGUUCUUAAGAAUGUUCAACCCUAUGUAUUUGUUCAGGCAUCAAAUUUUUUAUAAGAAUAGAUUGGGUAUCAAUGAUUUUUAUACAAUAAGCAGUGGCAAAGAGAGAAGAAGUAGAUUAACUCCAAUUUUAUUAAAUUGAGAAGCAUUGCAAAUCUGUCAAUAAAAAUCACUUGCAUUUUGUUUACUUGAGUUGUUUAUACAAUUCCUACUUUAUAGAAAACUGCAUGUUAUGUGAUUGGUUCAAUAAGUACAAUAUUCAUUAAAAACAAAGCAUUUUUAAUAUGAAGAACAUCAAUAAUCUUUUAGAAAAAGCAUAUACAAGACCAAUUAGUCAGUAUAUUAAAUCCCACAAUCCAUAUAUUUGA